Molecule: messenger RNA, 258 nt
Organism: Enterobius vermicularis (human pinworm)
Lineage: Eukaryota; Metazoa; Nematoda; Chromadorea; Rhabditida; Oxyuridae
Source: the annotation of a GenBank genome assembly
AUGCUGUAUGAGGAGAAAGGAAAGGAAAAGGCUCAGAUGCAUGCAGUUUUGUCCUGUCUGGCUCGUAGAUUGAAAUUACUUUCUCAAACUGCCAUUCAUUCUUUGGAUAAAAAAGACUUCAAAGCAGAAGUUUUUGGAAAACUGAAGAGGUUUGAAAAUUUUUCGGUUAGUGAAUCGAGUGCGUGGAGGCGAUCCGCUUUGGAAGAUGACGGAGGGUCAUCAGCAGUGAUGGUAUUAGCCUUGUGGAUCAAAGUAUAA